This is a messenger RNA of Talaromyces atroroseus, 663 nucleotides long. RefSeq lists its product as hypothetical. The transcript has a single exon. The record is from RefSeq and is a predicted model, not a curated record. Lineage: Eukaryota; Fungi; Ascomycota; Eurotiomycetes; Eurotiales; Trichocomaceae. The coding region runs from base 1 to 663 and encodes 220 amino acids.
AUGAAGUUCAGUACCAUUCUUGCCUUGGCAGGUGCCGCACUGGCUGCUCCAGGAGGAGUUAGCACCUCGACUGUAUCUGUGACGACAACUUCCACUGUUACAACCGGCUCAGUCAGCACAGUGUUCACAUUUUUACGGGGUAACCCUCCAUCAUCGAGUUCUUCAGCUGUGGCUGUAAAUGAGGAAAGAGCGACCUCCUCUUCUAUUCCCACUGUCGUAACAGUAACCAGCACCGUCACCGAACUCACUACUGCCCAAACACCUACAACUACCAAAACUUUCUAUCCAUGCGCCACACCUUUCCCAUCGCUUAUACCUACCCUGCCAUACGGUGACUCUUCGCUUCCGGAUAACUUCGCCACUGAAAACUCGAUUUUCAACGUCGCAAGCACACCCCAGGGUGCUUCGGCCGAGGCCUGCUGUAACGCCUGCUUCUUCGAGGUGCCUAACUGCGUGCAGGCAUACUGGUACAGCUACGAAGGAUGUGUGGUAUCACAGGUCACCAAUGGAUCUAUCGCAGGUGCUGCAUCUGGGCAGCAGGUAAGCCAUGUUUGUCCGGCGGGGACUUUCAAUGGCUUGUCGUACGCGAAUGAUACAAAUCCUGCUUCUCGGAGUACGGGAAACAUUGCUGGACCUUGUGCUCAGACUUAUAAUAAUCUAUGA